This is a messenger RNA of Rhododendron vialii, 834 nucleotides long. RefSeq lists its product as uncharacterized. The record is from RefSeq and is a predicted model, not a curated record. Bases 1 to 834 code for a protein of 277 amino acids. The transcript has 3 exons. Lineage: Eukaryota; Viridiplantae; Streptophyta; Magnoliopsida; Ericales; Ericaceae.
AUGUUGAGACAUUUAUGGGUUGUUUGUCUAAAAGCUGAUACUCUUUGGAUUGAGUGGAUCCAUACCUAUGUCAUCAAGGAACAGUUUGUGGAGGGUGAUGGUUUAUCCACUUUCCUUUGGGUUGAUAACUGGCAUGCCCUAGGUCCUUUGUACCAGAACUUUGGGGAGACAGUUGUAAACUUGGGUAGAUCCUUGGAUACUAAGGUAGCUGCUAUCAUCAACCAAGUAUCAGAUUCUGUCGGAUGGGUUCUUACUGGUAAUGGGCUUUUUCCCACAAACACAACCUGGCAAACCUUGAGGGUAACAUAUCCUAGCGUUCCUUGGACUAAAUGUGUCUGGUUCCCUAAUCACAGCCCUAGAUGGGCUUUCAUUGUCUGGGUUGCCAUCUUGGGAAGGCUGUCUACAAAGGACAUGUUGCUUAGUUGGGGCAUGACAGUGGAUGCCACAUACAGUCUUUGCUCCAAAGAGAUUGAAACUCAUGAUCACCUCUUCUUUACUUGUGAAUAUUCCGGUAUGGUUUGGGAUAUGUUACUCCGGAAGAACAUUAUCAUCAGGCAUGGUUUUGGUCUGCAAGGGGAAGUGGAGUGGUUAUGCUCUCAUAGGAAAGGGGAUUCCACUGCUUGUAAAGUGAAAGAUUCUUUUGCAGCUGCAGUUUAUUGGCUCUGGAAAAUGAGGAAUUUUAGCCAGUUUCAAGGGAAAGCUAUGCCUGCUCCCAUGAUAGGUGCCCAAAUUGUAGAUAAAGUUUUAGCUUCCAUUGCUUCCUGGAGGCGUCUCAAGCCUACGUUUGAGAAUAGAUUGAUCAUUGACGGCAAGUACAUGGAGGCUGAGUUUUAG